Bombina bombina (fire-bellied toad) is the source of this 2320-nucleotide messenger RNA. It is a transcript of the gene KRR1, whose product is annotated as KRR1 small subunit processome component homolog. Gene Ontology annotation, molecular function: RNA binding. The transcript has 10 exons. The coding region runs from base 130 to 1263 and encodes 377 amino acids. Gene Ontology annotation, cellular component: small-subunit processome; nucleolus. Lineage: Eukaryota; Metazoa; Chordata; Amphibia; Anura; Bombinatoridae. The record is from RefSeq and is a predicted model, not a curated record.
UUUUCUAUUUCCGGUCUGCUUUCUAUUGAUUGCUUUGCAAAAGGAGGCAGACAUCUUGCUUGAGAGCAGCAUGUUGUACUCUGUGUUUCUCUAGUAGUGUUUGUGUCACGUGUAUGACAGCUUGGCAACAUGGCAGAGGAGACUGGUGAGGUUACCUCUAAACCGAGAGAGGGGAAAAAAAGGAAGCCCGAGAAAGAGUCGGUAGAUGAAUCUGAACUUCUUACUGUCCCAGAUGGUUGGAAAGAACCACCCUUCACAAAGGACGAUAACCCCAAAGGACUACUUGAGGAGAGCAGUUUUGCAACAUUGUUUCCCAAGUAUCGAGAAGCUUAUUUGAAGGAAUGCUGGCCCUUGGUUCAAAAAGCGCUCAAUGAGUGUUUUGUGAAAGCAGAGCUAGAUUUGAUUGAAGGCAGCAUGACUGUAACCACAACCAAGAAGACUUUUGACCCUUAUGUUAUUUUGAGGGCCAGGGAUCUUAUAAAGUUACUAGCCAGAAGUGUCCCAUUUGAGCAGGCUGUAAGAAUCCUCCAGGAUGAUAUGGCUUGUGAUAUCAUUAAAAUAGGCUCUCUGGUAAGAAACCGAGAGCGAUUUGUUAAAAGGAGACAACGGCUUUUAGGACCUAAGGGAUCAACUCUAAAGGCACUUGAAUUGCUUACAAACUGUUACGUCAUGGUUCAGGGAAACACUGUAUCUGCAUUAGGACCAUUCAAUGGUUUAAAGGAGGUUAGGAAAGUCGUUUUGGACACAAUGAAGAAUAUCCACCCUAUAUACAAUAUUAAGGCUUUAAUGAUAAAACGAGAGCUUGCCAAAGAUCCAGAACUGCGAACAAAAAGUUGGGAGAGAUUUUUGCCUAAAUUUAAGCAUAAAAAUGUGAACAAACGGAAAGAACCGAAAAAGAAAAAUGUUAAAAAGGAUUAUACACCAUUCCCACCGCCACAGCCAGAAAGUCAGGUUGACAAAGAAUUGGCAAGUGGUGAAUACUUUUUGAAGGAAAGUCAGAAGAGACGGAAGAAGCUGGAAGAAAUAAAAGCAAGACAAGCAGAAGCUGUGAGCAAGAGACAAGAAGAGAGGAACAAGGCCUUUAUUCCACCAAAGGAAAAAACAUUAAUCAAGACAAAGAAAGCCCCCAGUUCUACCAAAAUUGAUGUAAAUGCCAUCAAGGAAAAAGUAAAGAAAGCAAAGAGUAAAAAGCUUGGCGCUCUUCCUGAUGAGGAGGUGAAGCAGAAGAUGGCAGCAGCUGACAAGAAAAAGAAGAAGAAAUAGAAUUUUUAUAAAAGUAUUAAGUGGACAUUACUAUAUAUAUAUAUAUAUAUAUAUAUAUAUUUUUUUUUUUAACCUGACGUCAAAUUCAGAAGAUUAAAUAUAAUGAAAGACCUCAUUCUUCCAGUGUUCUGCUGUACUUAUUACAACUGCCACCUUAGCUGUGUAAAAUGGUUUUGUUUACCAGGUAAGCGGAAAUAUUUUGGUAUUCAUUGUAAAACUACCGUUUUUCCUUGAGUGGCUAAUUCUCCCUUUUUAAUAGAAAAAUUAAGUACUGUCCAAAAAGUGGAUUAGUGUAUAAUCAUAUUAACAGGUGCACUCUUCACACGUAUGUUUUGACUGCAGUUUAUUACCAUUCUGUUCAUAAAUUUUCAUAGCAUAAAUGCGAAGGCGUCCAUUUCCAAAGUGAUGAAUAACUGUUCCUAUAGUCUUCUCUGACCAGCAAUGCCAGCCUCUAUUGACUUUAACAAGACUGUCCGCCCCCCCCCCCCCAUAUUGUUUCUGCAUAGUUUAAAAAGACAAAUGCCAUAUGGAGCUGUUUAAACAUUUUACAUUGCUUGUCAACAAUAGUCAUAAACAUAUCUAAAAUUCCAUGUUUAUUUGGCGCAGUUCUUUCUUUACAAUGUAUCAAACACAUUAAACAGAAAAACAAGACCCUAUAUACUGUCUUUCAAAUAAUCAACUAUAUAAACAAAUCUUAAACAAAAGUUCUGUAAUUCUACCGUACCUAGAGCAAUAUAUUACAUUUCAUGUUUCUAUGACAACAGAAAUAAAGAUUCAUGUUUUUUCUUAUGAUAGAAUAAGGAAUAUAAAUAUUUGUCUGCAAAAUUUUUUUCCUGACUACUUGUUUUGAAGUCGGAUAGAGGAUUCAGUAGCUGAACUAAAAUAGUCCUUGAAAAAACUGCUUGCUCAUGUGGAUAAGUUGUGUUUUUUGUUUUUUUUCAUACCAUUCUUUGUCUGGAUACUAGAAUUUUAUAUUGUGUUUCAAACUGUCAAAACUUGUUUGUUUUUAUUAAAAACUCCAUCACUGCUCAAUAAACUUACUUUGUAAUUUAUUGUA